AUACAGAGGGGGCGGGGCGGAGCUGCGGGAUUGACGCUGCGGCAGCAGGUAUCCACUGGAAAAUGGAUGACGAUGAUUUUGGAGGCUUUGAGGCAGCAGAAACCUUUGACGGUGGAAAUGGUGAACCACAGGCAACUUCUCCUGCCAUUCCUUGGGCAGCGUUUCCUUCAGAAGUUCUCCAGGACCCAGCUGCAGCUGUGAGUUCUACCUGCUUUGACCCUGUUACUCCAUUGACUUCAUCAGAUGAUACUGUGACAGAUAAUCAGAUGUCAUCCACUACUUUUAAUCUACCUGAUCUUAAAGAACAGGCUCCGUUAUCUAUUGGUCUGUGUUCGGAAGCACCAGAGUCCAAUUCGAGUCCACCUGAAGAUUCGGAUACAACUGAUGAUGGGGAUGAUGAUGACGAAAAACUGGGAUUGGACGAAUCAACGGAUCAUCUUCAGCAAACCCUUGCAAGUCUAGAAGUUAAACUAAAAGUAGCUGACGAAGAGAAAUGUGAAAUAAAAAAGGAGUUACAAGAUUUGCUGGAAAAAUACAGGAUUCUGGAAACGGAUUUCCUGAAAGACAAGGAAGAUAAAUUAAUUUCACACCAAGAUAGGUACAUCAAGCUCCAGGAGAAGCAUAAACAUGAAUUGGAAGACAUGAGAAGAACUGGGCAUGAGGCCUUGGCUAUUAUUGUAGAAGAAUUCAAGGCCUUACUGCAGUCCACGGUUCAGCAGCGAGAAGAAGCUGUUGAAAAACAGUAUUUAUCUGCAAUAGAAAAACAAGCACAUAAGUGCGAAGAUCUCCUUACUGCUCAGCAUCAAAGGCUGCUGGAUAUUCUGAACAAGGAGCGUGAAACAUUGAAGGGAAAAAUAGAAGAAUCCUUGAUGCAGCAAUCGCAGGAAUAUAAGGAAAUUCUGGAAAAGCAUAUGGCAGACGAAAGGCAAAAGAACAGGGAGGCUCUGGCUACAGCGGCAAAGAGUGAAAAGGAAAGCGUUCAAGCUGCCAUUCUGGUCGCCGUGAAAGAAGAAAGGGAAAAUAUGGAGAAGCUGCACAUGGAGGAAAAGGAACGGUGGCAAACGGAGCGAAGUGAAGAUUGCGAAAAGAUCGCUCAGGCAGUCGAGGACGCGAUGCAAGAGCACAAGCAGAACAGCCAGGAGAUUAUGAAGGCUGCAAUCAUAGAGGAGCAAAAGAAAAGUGAAGAGGCCAUAGAAAAAGCUGUGAGGCAAGCAAGGGAAGAGCUGAUGGAAUAUGUUAAGGAGCAGAAAAGGCUUGAUCAAGUUAUCCGUCAACGUAGCCUAUCCAGUUUGGAACUCUUCCUCUCGUGUGCACAGAAACAACUGAACGCUUUAAUACAGGAAGAACCUUCGACUCCAGUUGCAGGACAAAGUGGCCUUCCCCCUUAAGGUGACUUUAUGAAGUUACUGGUUCAAAUGCUGAAGAUUAUCUCUCUAAGAUCUUGGGGUGAUUGAUUCGGGAUCAGUCCGGUGGUCUAAUUAACUGUUGUAUGUUUUCAAGAUCAGUCUGCUGUCAGCUUUGAUACUAGUGGUCAUGAAAUCUAAUCUAACGAAACAAGACAAAGAUUAUUAGGUUUAUAAGAUUUUGUGCAUUUUCAGAAUGGCCCAGGGGUGUUCCAGUUGUUCUCAUUUAAUAUUUUUAUUAAAAUAAAUUUAAAAAGCAGAGCCCUUAAUGAUCCCCAUUUCAUUCAGACAGAAAGUUGGCACAUGCUCACUUACAAUCUGAUUUUUAAAAUUAUUAAAUGUACAAAUACACACACACACACACACACACUAGUGUGACAUACUACCCUUAACCCUUCCCCAUUUCUACUGUGUGCCUUAGAUUACUUUGAUGGGAAAGGGUAUGUCCUUCAGUUUGGUAACUCUACCCAGCUUCACUAUUUAAUUUCCUCUAUACUUUGAUGGGAAAUAUGAAUAAUAUUAAAGAUGUUAGCAUAUAAGGUAGUUUACAGAAGACAAGUUUAACAUUCAGAUAUGGCUGUUACAGUCUUCUUUGGAAAAAGUGGCAGCUAGCUUGCUGGAAGAUGAUACCCCUUCACAAGCAAACGUUUCGGUUGAUAUUUGAAAAAUCUGGAGAAAUAAAGUUUGUCUUGGGAUCCUUUUCAUUAACUAGCUAGUCUUCUCGGUAUCAGAUACAGAAGGCGUUAAUGAGCAUUCGCUCUUAAUGUUCCCAGUUAAACAUUGUCAGUUGCUCAACAUUACAGCCAAACGUUAAUCUGGAUCCACUCAUCUGGUGGCUAGCUCUCCUGCUCUUCAGAUUCCUACCAUUUUUUUGACCACUCCAAUCCAUGCUUGACCUUUUGUGAAGUAAAAAAAAAAUCCCUCCCUCAACAUUCCAUUCACUCCAUAAAAUCCCAUUGGAUGUCACCAAGGCCUCCAGAUCUGCCCAGAAUUUGGCAGGAAAAUUGAUUGUUGACACUAGCAGUUGGAUAACUUCAUAUUUGUCACACAGUCUGCCUGAGGAAACUUAUAAAUGCAGGUGAGACUUCUUUAGGUCUUAUCUGGGUCAGCAGUGAAUGCCUGCUUUGGUUACUUUACAUUUGUUACCUUGUAAUUAUAUGAACAUGUUCACAACCAAAACAUGACCAAUGCAUGAAAAAGUUAAUUCAUUACACUCUGAGAUGGAUACACAUUUCUAUUUAACCAUCCCAGUCCUUUUUCGUUUAUACAAAGUCUGAACAGUGCAUCUGCAACUACAUUCUUAUGUUUAUAGUCAUGAAGGAUAUCAAAGUCCCAAGUCCUGAAAUAAGAGAACUGAACAAUUUUCCAUUAUUGCCUUAAGUGUUGUGUAGCCAGCAUAGAGAGUGGUCCAUGUGAAGACUGUUAUUUAUGCUUAGAAAUAAUAUUGGAUUCAGUCAUCCAUUAGCCUUACUCUGGUUGAAUACCGCUCCUAGUCCUACAUUGGAACCAUCACAAAAGGCUUGUUGAAGCCAGCAACCAUGACUAGAAGUCCCGAGGUUAUGAGGUUUAUAAGCUGGCAGAAGGCUGUUUUCCAUUCAGCUAUCCAGAUCAUGUUUCCUGGCAGAGUCUUCUUCAGAUGUACAUGGAUUCUAAGGGUGUAAAUGCUGUCACCUGUGAGAUAAACUGUAAGCUUGUUCAAUGCUUUUCCCAGCCUAAUUGAAGUGCAAUGCUGUAAUAGACCUUUUACCCCCCUCUCCUGGUUUGGUUAUUAUUUAAUACCUUGUCCACCCUACAACCACGCAGAAGAUCUGAGGUCAAAUAAAAAAAACUAACACAUUUUAUUUAUUUCCCUGGAAAAGGUUAAAGGGCCUUUGAGACAUGAACAUGUGUACUUCCUCUGAUCUGACCUCCUCUCCACUGUCCUCCUUGGACUGGCAGCUUCAGCUGAACGUGAAACACUAAUACGUUGCGUAAUUGAAAAUUUGCCCCAGCAAGAAUGUAGGUUUACCACAUGGAGAAGCCCUG
Molecule: messenger RNA, 3428 nt
Organism: Sphaerodactylus townsendi
Lineage: Eukaryota; Metazoa; Chordata; Lepidosauria; Squamata; Sphaerodactylidae
Gene: CCDC91
Product: coiled-coil domain containing 91
Exons: 13
Coding region: 63-1388 (441 amino acids)
Biological process (GO): Golgi to lysosome transport
Cellular component (GO): trans-Golgi network
Source: RefSeq, a predicted model, not a curated record